AUUGGAGGAUGAUGUAAGUUGAAUGUGUUUCAUUUUCUAAAUGUUGUUCUGUGCACUAUUCAAGUUAACAUGUAUGUGAUAUUUACUUCCGUUUUUAAUGUCAUCUGUAACGUUAAGUGUCAUGUCGGAGUAUGGCAUGGCAUCUUAUAUAUAAUGCCACACCCAGACUCAGGCAGAGAAACGCUUGAUAACUUUGAAAAGAAAACAGUAAUACAGACGUGAUACACUAACUACAAAAAUGGAGGAGUGGUGCGUAGAGAUUAAUGAGCUUCAGUCGAGGAUUUACGAGGCAUUACGGAGCUCAGAGGACACAUCUGACCUCAUUGACGGACUUAUCUGUAUCAACUGUCCGCUGGGAAAGAGGUAUCGUCUGCUUCCCAUGGAACAGCUCUUCAAGGACAACAGCAAUUUUUUUGAGGGAAUUAAGAAGAUUGGGAUCGCUUUGCACAUUCUAGAGAAGUACUGCCGCCAUCUUUUGAAGUCUCCCUCUGAAAGGUCACAAAUGUGGAGAAUUGUCAAAUUCUCCAACAAUAUCUUCAAAGACAGAGUGGAUUGUGUAAUAGGAGGAAGGGAAAUUAUGAAACUGAUGGGCUACACAGAGGACAUUCAAGACGGGUUACAGUUUCCGAACUCGGCCCAAACUGAUGAUGAUCAACUGCUUCACCUGUUGGCAGACAUUACAUGUGGGAAGCGAGAGCUAGAUGCAUACUUGACAAAUUAUCAUCCUAAUCCAGAGAGGGUGGAAAUUCUGUUGCCUCAUGACACAGUACUGGAUGUGGCAAGAUUCCAGAAGAACUGGAUCCAGCAAGGAAAUCUUCCAACGAGAAAGCUUAAGCCUUUAACAAGCAAUUCAUCAUCAUCAUCAGAAUCCAGGUUAACCAAUCAGUCGUCCAGUGGCUCUUACUCGGACAACCAGCCAGUGAAACAAGACAUUUUAAAUCAUAUUCAGCAACCAAUCAGGGAGACGGUGUCCGAGUCGGAUAUGUCUGUUCAAGGUUCUUCACAGUCAAAGACGUCUGAAGUCAACACUGCAGGUUCAAGUGAAAUAGAAUCUUCUCAGUGCAGCAUAGUGUGUGACAUCUGUGGUCAGUCAGUAGCUGUGUUUAUGUGUGGUCGAUGUGACAACAAGCAGCUGUGUAUGGCCUGUGAUGAAAGAUGGCAUCAGCAUCCUAAACGCAAAAAUCACGAUCGCCAGAAAUUACAGAUGUCCAGUUCAGAGCAUAAAUCAGAUGAACCGGAGUAUCUAUCAGCAGUGGAGAGCCAUGCUCUAAACCCUGCUCCUACUCCACAACACCCCCAGGAACUACCUGAGGGAAAGCCUGUGUACACUGCACCAGAUACAACCCAAAACCAGAUGUCAUACUCCACCACAGCACCAGCCCCAAACAAAGGCAUGACACAGUAUUCUGGUGUAAGCCUGAUCCAACCACAGUAUGCAGUGGCUGCAAACAAUAACAACACUGAUUUAUCCAGGUUCCCAAACACUGUCCAGAAAUCUCAGAUGUAUGAGGAGGGUUACCAUCAAGAAGGCUUGAUAUCAGGGCUUAGUACGAUGCAGCCUUCACAGACCGGUACUCUGCCCAGAAUGUCACAUGAACCAAGUGUUCAUCAAAAUAUAUAUCACACCCUCCCACGAGAUCUGCGUUCCAUGCCUCCCAGCAUGCAAAGAGCCGCUCCCGGUGGACCUCCGACCUCUAAACUUCUGGACAAGAUAUUGGCCAUACCUGACUUGUAUAAAAGGAAAUCAAAAUUAGAGAUCAAUCUUGAGACACUGAGGGAAGAAAUUGAUCUAAUCGAAGAAAGAAUACAGGAGUGUAUUGCUCAGAAUGCAACAUUUUAUGAAGAUGAAGAGUAUGGUCGUCUUUUCAGGAAAAAGGGAUUCUUCCAAAGGGAAAAGAUAGAAUUGGAGAAAUACGAAAAAGAAUUGGAUGAAGUUUUGUCACAGAAGGAUCAAAUGUACUACCCUCCACAAUGGCCCCUGAAUUACAACCAGCAGAUAGCACUGAAUAGCCUUCCCUUAGGGCAUUUACCGUCUGUCAAUUCUCCAAAUGUAAAUCCACCUCAUAGUGGAAUGUAUAUCUUUGUUCCUGGUUCAUAUCAAAACAAUCAGCCUGUUUAUGGACAAAGUCCACCUGUGCAUUCCGGUGACAUUCCGAGCCUUCAGAGUCCAAGCAUUAAUCAAUUACCCAUCCAAAGCCCCCCAUAUUAUGGUCAUCCUCCUGGGCACUCCCAGUAUUUUCUUCCCAAUGAUCAAAGCAUUCAAUGUACGUCACCACACACCCCAAGGCAGGCUUACCAAACACAGCAGAGCUCUCCCAGAACCCCAAAAGUAUCACCUCAGUUGCAUGGAAACUUUGUCUAUGCAAAUCAGCCACAUGGUCAGUCACCCAAAACUCCUGGUCUUCAACACAAUGUAGAGCACAGGAGAAGUCAGUCCAUGUUUCAGGAUAAUACGGAGAAUUUACACGCUAGAAAGAUACCUUCAGAGCAACUAACAUUGCCAUUAAUGGAGGAGAGGAAAGCAUCUAAAGAAAAUAUGGCCAAUGAAUCUCACCAAAGACAUGCAAGCUGUAUUUCCUCAGUAGACCAUAAGAAGCCGGUGAAUAUACAACAAGUUCCAUCUCCACCAAAAUUCCAUGACCUGCCUGUGUCCGCUAAAACUGUUUAUCAGAAUUACCCUCCUCCAGCAGACCUUGUGCCCCAGUUAGAAUCGCCCCCAGUGCCCAUUCCACCAAGAAUCCCAAAAGAACCUCCUCAGUUGCCUGCACAGAAACCAAAGUCUGAGGGAUAUGGAUCCCCCUGGAUCUGCCAACAUUGCACCUUCCAUAAUGAUCCAGACACAAGGGUGUGUGCUGUCUGUUUCAAAACUAGUGAUAAUCCCAAGUUUGUACGACAAACAGGUGCGCAUACAGCACUUUCAGAAACAGACCAUACUGCCACCAAUGAUUUGAACAAACCAGAUAGACCACCACCUCCCUCUGUUGAGAGAAAUCAGUCAUCUGCCACAGGAGGAAGUAGUGAAGUUUCAAAGAUUAUCAAAAAAGCCUCUGCAGCAGGGCAAAAACUUGUGCAGCAAUAUGAUGAGAUUUAUCAUGAGAAACAAGAGGCCAAACGCCUGUAUGAAGAGAAAAUGGAGCGAGAAAAACAAAAGGCAGCAGAAGAGAAGCUGUCACAGCAGGCACUUAUUGAUCAGUUACAAAAAGCAGUCAGUCACUCCCAACCUUCAGCACAAGAGGGUACUAAAAGUAUGCUCCCUGACAAGGACAAGCAGAAGCCUGAUGAAAAGGAACAGUUAGCUGUUCCUGUUCCAGAAGUUAGUGAUAAAGCCCCUGAGCAGGUUCAACCUCUCAGCAAAUCUCCCAGAAACAAACAGGGUCUGACCUUUACAGAGACAAUGGAGAAACUGAAUCGACAGCGAAUGCAAGAAUUGAUGGAUAUAGAAGCCAAGGAAUUGGUCCGAUUUUUUAAGGAUGCUGAGAAAGAAGGUUUUGACACAGAUGAGGCCGAACUUGCAGUGAAGAUGUGUUUGGGUGAUCAGCUGCUCCCGUUACAAUGGCUGAAGCAGGUCUGGGUGAACCGGGUGAAGUCUGUCAGAAGUAAGGUAACCAAGGAGGGCAAAGACAUGAAUGAAAAUGAAGUGGGAGAGUUAUCUGAGAUGGAAGCCAAAACUUCUCUGAAAGAAACCAGUGGAGAAAUUCAACAGGCUGUGGAUAUCUGUACAAAAAGAAGACGUAAACUGUAUCAAGAAAUAUGCAAGGUCGACAAAUUUCCCAGAGAAGAAAUUCUCCAGGCCAUGUUGUUAGCAGAGGGAAAAUUAGAGGCUGCUCUGGAUCACCUGAACUCAAACAGCAUUCAACAGUUCUUAAAUCGACUGUGGGAGCAUGAGAAUGCUUCCAUUCAGGCAGACGAAAGAGAGGAGCAUGAACGUGAAGCACAGGACGUGUCGAGUGUCCAAGACACAUGUAUGAGUGUCACAAACAGUGUGCUCAAACACACCCAAUUUCAGGAGAUGGUCCGUAACAAGGACAUCAGCUAUGAUAGGCGAUCUCGAAUGAUAAUGGUGGAGGGUAAGCUGCAGAGCUGGGGACGAGCCGAUACCGUGCUGAAGAUCCUGGACAUUGAUGUUUUGGCCAAAAAGCUGGAAGCCACACUGGAGGACAUCGUGGAGGCAGUGUACAACUGUGGUGACCGCCAGAGCUCUCUAGUGUAUCUGCAGCAGGAGUGUCAAUGUUGCUUUGCUUAUUUCCCCAUGAGUAAGAUAAGAACCCUAAACUGUCCUUGUAAGAUCUGUGUGGAGUGUAUGAAGAACUACUUUGAGCUGAACAUUCGGGAGAAACAUGUGAGAAAUCUCUGCUGCCCAAUCUGCCAACACCCCAACAUGGACAAUACAGAAGCAGCCAAUGAAUAUCUAACAUUCCUCACCAUGCUGUUGAAUACUAUGGUUGGACCAGAUAUAAAAGAAAUAUAUGAAACCAAACUGAGAGACUGGCAUUUACAGAAAGAUCCUAACUUCAGAUGGUGUGCCCAUUGUGGGAAUGGUUUUAUCAAUAUUGGGGGAGAAAGAAACCCAGCCAUGCAGUGUCCAUAUUGUCACAAAAAGACCUGCUUCAACUGCAAGAAACAGUGGGAGGAUCAACAUGAAGGUCUGACUUGUGAGCAGUAUGAACAGUGGAAGAUAGACAACGACCCAGAGAACCAGGCCAUGGGUCUGGCAGCUCAUCUGGCAACCAAUGGAAUCGAUUGUCCUAGUUGUAAAAUGAGGUUUUCUCUGGCAAAAGGAGGCUGUAUGCAUUUCAACUGUCCCGAGUGUGGACAUGAGUUCUGCAGUGGAUGCUCUCAGAUUUUUGACUCCAAAGGAGUUUGCCUGAAGUUUAAAAGUUGCCGUGGUAAAGGUCUUCACUGUCAUCAUCCCCGGGAUUGUUUCUACUAUCUCCGUGACAACUCGGUGGAAGACCUUCAGCGUCUGUUAAAGGAAAAGCAUGUUAAGUUUGACAUGGAAUCCCCGGAAAACCAGGAGGAUCCGCACCACUGUCCUGUCAUGGAGUUAAAGGAUGUUCAUGAAGGAAAAAAGGACGAAGCGUGUGGUAAAGAAGUCGCUGCCAGCAAUGCUGGACUCUGUGUGAUUCAUUACAAAGAGUACCUGGUCAACCUCAUUAAUAAAAAUAAGCUGGAUCCAGUCCACAUUAUGAACAUUACUGAAAUGAUGCGGCUGAUUGAGCGAGACGAAAAGACCCCUCCACAGCGUAAACCCACUUACCAAGACUCACAAUACCGUAAAAAACUUAUGCAGUUUAUAAAGGAGAAAAUUCCACUUCAGAGAUAAUAGACAAUGAAGCCCUGGCUAAAAAAAUUUGAUGAAAUAAAAAUGUUGAAUUUUUAGCUCACUUUGUACAUACAUGUACAUAUGUAUGUACCCCGUGUUGGUGUCCAAGAGGAACUUAUCAAAGUAUGUCCAUUCCUAAGUCACUCAAUGCUGUACAUGGACGUAACUUGCUUGGAUGAUGGGUCUAGGGACGUAUUCUACUAUUCAAGUUUGGGAUGAAGCUUGUGACAUUUUUGUUAUGUGAAGUUCAUUUUUUGGAGCAGAGGAUUCUGAAUCAAACUUGUACGAGUAUGGAGAAAGGCCUUUGAAAAUAGAAUCAAUUGGCAUGCCUUCAUUCUAGAUGAACUUAAUAGUAAUCUGUGGUAACAGUAGGUUAAGGAUUGUUUUAAUUGUUUUAUAUACUGGCUGUGAUACAAGUUGUGAAAAUUUUAUGGAUGUUUUAAUAAUAAAAUUGAUUUUAAUA
Molecule: messenger RNA, 5786 nt
Organism: Ostrea edulis (European flat oyster)
Lineage: Eukaryota; Metazoa; Mollusca; Bivalvia; Ostreida; Ostreidae
Exons: 24
Coding region: 239-5323 (1694 amino acids)
Biological process (GO): protein linear polyubiquitination
Cellular component (GO): LUBAC complex
Molecular function (GO): ubiquitin protein ligase activity; K48-linked polyubiquitin modification-dependent protein binding; K63-linked polyubiquitin modification-dependent protein binding
Source: RefSeq, a predicted model, not a curated record